AUGGCAUCUCAAAACGCUACUACUUCAUGGGCAUCUCUGCCAUGUGAGCUUCGUCUCAACAUCCUGGAGUCAAUCACCCGCCAAAAACCCCCUGGCUGGGCCUCUCUCGCCUCUGUUUGCAAAGAAUGGCAGCCGGUGUUCGAAAAGGAAAACUACAAAAAGCUUAAAAUCCGGUCAUCUCGCCUUGGAGAGUUUGAAUCCAUGGUUCCACCGCAGAAGAGGCAUCUCAUUCACCACAUUUGGCUUGACAUUGAGCUGCGAAGAUAUAGCACACGAUGCUGCACCAAACGCUACUCACAGUUGAAGACUAUGGGAACCACUGUGACCAAGGCGAUACGGAGAAUAUUUUCGAUCCUCAGCAACUGGGAGACGGAGAACAGUUUGACGCUGGAGCUUAAUGUGGUCUGCCCUACCGACUCCGAGCAUUGGUUCCGGAACUUGCACUUCUCUUCCGACUGUGUUGAUGAUGGCGAGGAAUCAGAAAGGUUUCGCGAAGCUGACUGCCACCAUCACGAUCCACGCCACGGUUGGCUUCACGGUGCGCAAGUUGAAACUCCUUCACGCUCAGCCAUGUAUCAGCUUUUGUAUCCCAUCAGGCUAGAUGAAUCUAAAAUCGACUCCUCGGUGCCAACAGUGAAAGCAAUCACACAGCUUGUUAUUCGUCGCCAGCUCCGGCGUCGCCUUCUCUCCUUUUGCUGGAUCGAACUGCUCCAAACACUGCCGUGUCUUGAGAAUAUCGUUUAUGAGCCGUGGUAUUCGAAAGCCCGUUGGACGGGGCUCGACGAUGAAUAUCUCUCUUGGAUCAUUCAGCUUAACCUCCCCAAAACUGUACAACGAAUUGCCAUGUUUCAAGAGUCAACUGAGUUGUAUGACGCAUUACCGCCAUUCGCCGGCCAAAGACAAGACCUGGGCCACCACGACAGAUACGACGAAGCCUUUGCCACCAAAAGCCUAGAGCUGCACCAUCUUGCCGUUUCUUUCAUGGUCGAUGCCGAGCGAAUGUUUCAAAACUGCGAGCCGGAUUGGGUCUGGCCAAACCUACAGACUCUGUCGCUCACGUCACCGCUACUGCAAAGUGAUGACGAGAAUCGCAAGGCGAUCGAAGAUUUGCUUUGUCGGGCUGGAGAACUCGUGCGGAAAAUGCCCAAGAUGCGAACACUUGUGCUUUGGAAUGGCGGAAAAGAGCAUGCUUGUGCGUUUAUCUACCGGCUGGAUGGGAAUGACGAUCCGUCCAUUACAUGGCGUGGGACAUGGGAUAUGAAGAUGAGCCCUCGGGUAAUUGAGUCGUGGCAGGUCGUUGCGUCAACAUUUCCAUCUGGCAGACUUGAUGUGAGGAAUGAGCUUAUUCGGGAAGCUAUUGGAUCUCAUGGAGAUGCCAUUUAUCACUUGAGAUUGCCUGUACAGGUCGUUGAGCCUGCAUCACUGUGGCAGAUGCGGAGGGAAGCAAGAGGCAUGUAG
Trichoderma gamsii is the source of this 1458-nucleotide messenger RNA. RefSeq lists its product as hypothetical. The record is from RefSeq and is a predicted model, not a curated record. The transcript has 2 exons. NCBI's taxonomy places the organism in Eukaryota, Fungi, Ascomycota, Sordariomycetes, Hypocreales, Hypocreaceae. Bases 1 to 1458 code for a protein of 485 amino acids.